Molecule: messenger RNA, 1246 nt
Organism: Carlito syrichta (Philippine tarsier)
Lineage: Eukaryota; Metazoa; Chordata; Mammalia; Primates; Tarsiidae
Gene: TMED8
Product: transmembrane p24 trafficking protein family member 8
Exons: 5
Coding region: 86-859 (257 amino acids)
Source: RefSeq, a predicted model, not a curated record
UGAAGAUCUAGAAAACACCAAGGUCACCUCUCCAUUGGCUUCUGCCUCUGAUCCAGAACCCCUUUCCUUACCCCACAGGUCACAGAUGGUGUCUUCAGUGAGUCAGGAUGUCACGGAAGACCUGCAGAAAACAGCCAGUGCCUCAGAGGCUCAGGCCAUGGCGGAAAAAGAUUUGCUGCCUGAAGAACAGGCCCAGGUCCUCAACAAGAUAGCCAAGUAUCACGUUCCACAAAGGUCUGGGGACAUCGUUAUGAUCCAGUCUGAGCACACAGGAGCGGUAGAUGUUCUUUCAGCUGACCUGGAGUCUGCAGACCUUCUGGGGGACCACAGGAAAGUCUCCCCACCUCUGAUGGCUCCUCCAUGCAUCUGGACCUUUGCCAAGGUGAAGGAAUUCAAAAGCAAGCUGGGCAAAGAGAAGAACAGCCGUCUGGUGGUGAAGCGGGGAGAGGUGGUGACCAUCCGGGUACCCACCCACCCAGAGGGGAAGCGAGUCUGCUGGGAGUUUGCGACGGAUGACUAUGAUAUUGGCUUUGGAGUUUAUUUUGACUGGACCCCUGUAACCAGCACUGACAUAACCGUGCAGGUCAGUGAUUCCAGUGAGGAUGAAGAUGAAGAUGAGGAAGAAGAAGAGGAGAUUGAGGAGCCCGUUCCAGUUGGAGAUGUGGAGAGAGGCUCGAGGAGCUCCCUGCGGGGUCGCUAUGGGGAGGUCAUGCCUGUGUACCGGCGGGACAGCCAUCGAGAUGUGCAGGCGGGCAGCCAUGAUUACCCUGGAGAGGGCAUCUACCUGCUCAAGUUCGACAACUCCUAUUCGCUGCUGCGCAACAAGACACUCUACUUCCACAUCUACUACACCAGCUGAGGCCGUGGCACGGGCAGGCUGUGUUGCUGGCUGAGCAGGCUGCCAGCUGGUGGCGCUGUUGGGGCUGGGCAGGAGCUGGAAGUGCAGCGUGAGGCUCCCAUCCCCAGCCGUCACGUGCCUGACCAUUGACCCGCGCACAGCUCUUCUUCUCGGCUUCUGCAGGUGGUGGUGUUGCGCGCCUGUUCUGUGCUCCCUGACUCGUGCUCUCCUUGCUUCGGACUCCAGGAAAAUCCCUCUGGAGGGCGCCCGCCAGGCAUGAGCCUGGCAGGAGGGUGUGGUCUUCUAGACAUGGAUCUGCUUGGUCCAAGGGUUCUCAUUCCCACUGUUGCUCUCUCCUCUCCCGGAGCCUCUGUUGCCAGUGCAUCUCGUGGCGCCCACUCGCUUUCC